Molecule: messenger RNA, 833 nt
Organism: Trichobilharzia szidati
Lineage: Eukaryota; Metazoa; Platyhelminthes; Trematoda; Strigeidida; Schistosomatidae
Source: the annotation of a GenBank genome assembly
CCAACAUAGUCAAUCUUGCUACUGUACAGCUUAACUAAUUUUUCAAUUGUUAAUUGUACGACGAAGGUGAUUUACGAAUAUUGUUGCUUGUUGUUUACAAUUUGAAAACAAUAAUACGGACUUUGGCGAUACUGACAGUCACCAACUAUUUAACGAGGCCGCAUCAUUCCACAUUCCUCCAUAUAUAUAAGGUGGAUAAUUCUCACAACCUUGAAUUACAGCAUCACAAUGACUACAGGGUAGGUAAAACACAUUUCAUGUUCCGUAAUAACCUUUGUUUGUAUUUUAGAGUCAGAAUUGCCUUGUUAAUUAUUCUAUUAUGCGGAAUCUGUUUGUAUGCUGCUUUACUGCUAGUUGAGAAGUUGAGAAACAUGUAUCCAAUUAAUUAUGUUGCACUGGCAUCGGUGGUUGUUUUACUGUUUGCCGGUGUGGGAUUUUUGUAUAAUGGUCUACCACCUCUUGGUAUCUCAAUUGGUGUAACCCUUGGGGUCUCAGUGAUAAUAAUAUUUACCUGUUGGAAUUUGAAUAAUCUGACACCGAAGGGAUUCAACGUAUUCGCCUCAGUAGCAGCUGGACUUGCUCUCGUGGGAUUUGUUUUCCUAAUCCUCAAGGCGUUAUUGACAUCGCUAAUAUUCGGGUAUCUGGCGAGUGCAUUCUUGUGUUGUGCAGCAGCUGUUAUUUUGUUCUGCGUGGUAUGUGGACUCAGAAAACGUCUUCAGAAAGAAAGACCUAUGUUCGAUAAGAUGUUGGACCUUUUGAAUAUAUACGUUGCAGUUAUUGCAAUGUUUGCAGCAAUAUCAGUUGGCUUUGCUUGAGAAAGAAAGGAAGUAUAU